This is a messenger RNA of Scheffersomyces amazonensis, 2062 nucleotides long. It is a transcript of the gene LAP4, whose product is annotated as Lap4p. Bases 177 to 1910 code for a protein of 577 amino acids. Gene Ontology annotation, cellular component: fungal-type vacuole. The record is from RefSeq and is a predicted model, not a curated record. Gene Ontology annotation, molecular function: zinc ion binding; metalloaminopeptidase activity. The transcript has a single exon. NCBI's taxonomy places the organism in Eukaryota, Fungi, Ascomycota, Pichiomycetes, Serinales, Debaryomycetaceae. Gene Ontology annotation, biological process: proteolysis.
GCAAAAACGGACUUAUUAUCCGAAAUAUUUGAGCCGUGUUUAGCUUUGGCACAAAUUAUCGAUCACGUGACAAGAAUCGUAAUAUUUAUGCUGGUAGAUAAGCCUAUUAAGAGAAGACAGCAAAUUUGUAACAAUCAAUUGACUUUAUACUCAGGCUAUAAGUGGAGCAGUUCAACAUGAGUGGGCCACUACAUUCAGAAGAGUUCACCAUUGUGACAACCAAUGAUAAUGGAGUGCUUUCCACUACCGAUGAUUACUCCGACUAUGAGGAUUACAAUACUGAGGAGGAGUAUUUAACAGACAAAGAACAGCCAUCUGAGUACAUUUUGCAAAUGCCUAAAUUUCAAGCUAGUGAUUCGAACAUUUCACAACAGUUUACGUUUGAUAAUCGUCCAGUUCAAGUUAUAGAAAAUUCAACACCAUUCACUUCUGAUUCCGAGGAAAAAGCCACAGAUUUUGCUGAUUAUUAUGAUACUUACGCAGACAAAUUUAUAGAAUUUAUGAAUUAUAACCCUACUACUUAUCAUACUGUACUUCAUUUCAAGUCCUUAUUAGAGAAUAAUGGCUUUAAAUAUAUAAAGGAGAAUGAAUUGAUUAAUCUUGAAGGUAAGCCAGGAUUUUAUUUCACUUCUAAAGAUGACUUAACUUUAAUAGCCUUCGUAAUCGGAGGGAAAUGGAAACCUUCCAAUGGGAGUUGUUUUAUUGGCAGUCAUUGUGAUGCUUUGUCAGUUAAAAUCAAUCCACAUAAUCUGACAAAAGUUUCGUCUGAUAAGGAAUCUGAACCAUAUGAAUUGUUGGGGGUAGCACCUUACUCAGGAGCAUUGAAUCACUUAUGGUUAAAUAGAGAUUUGGCAUUAGCAGGUGCAGUAUUAGUUAAAGAUCAGCAAACUAAGAAGGUUACCAGGAAGUUAGUUAACUCAUUUCCCCAUCCAGUUGGUUUUAUACCUCAAUUGGCUCCUCAUUUUGGUCUUCCUGAAAAGGAAUAUAAUACACAAACUGAAAUGGUUCCAAUAAUAUCAUAUAAGGAUUCAAAUGUAUAUGAAGAGUUGAAACCAACUGAGGAGGAAAAGUCUUCCAUAUUAUACAAUAGACAUUCACUUGGUCUAUUAAGAUAUGUUACUGAAUUAUCACAAUCUUCAUUAUCUUCCAUAGUUGCUUUGGACUUGGAUUUGGUAGAUUCUCAACCAGCUAUUAGAGGUGGAUUAGAUGAAGAAUUUAUUUAUUCCUCUAGCUUGGAUGAUAGAUUAUGUUCAUUUGAUUCUAUUUAUGGAUUAAUAGAAUUCAGUCAAAAGUUUUAUAAAGAAGGUAAUGACAUUGAAUCUUAUGAUGGGUUUAAUGGAAUUUAUUUGUCCAAUCAUGAGGAAAUUGGAAGUGCUACCAGGACAGGUGCCAAAGGAGGCUUUUUAAUUGAUAUUUUCAAGUCCAUAGUCUCUACUAAAACUGAAGUUAAUCCUCAAGAGGCUUUAUUACAAUUAACUCAUAACUCUGUACUUUUAUCAACUGAUGUUACCCAUGCUUUAAAUCCUAAUUUCAAGAAUGUAUAUCUUGAACAUAAUUUUCCUUUACCUAAUGUCGGACCAUCAAUAAAAUUUGAUUCUAACAUGCAUGUGUUGAGUGAUUCAUCAGCAUAUGUCUUUUUACAAGAUAUAAUUACUAAUCAUUUACCCGAUAUAAAAUUACAACAUUUCCAUAUCCGGAAUGAUAGCAGAUCAGGAGGUACUAUUGGUCCUAUAUUGAGUGAUUCUUUACGAGGUAUAAAUGGUGCUAAGUUAAUUAUUGAUGUUGGAUUACCUAUACUUAGUAUGCAUUCAAUUAGAAGUAUUAUGGGUUAUAAAGAUGUAGGAAUUGGUAUUAGAUUUUUCAAAGAGGUUUUUAACCGCUGGCAAGAAUCCGUUAAGAUAAUUGAUUAGUUAUUAGGAUAUUCUUUCUUUUUGACCCAAAUUUUAAGUGAUGCUGUCUCUAUAUUCUUUCUAUAAACUAUAUUCUUUCUAUAAACUAGCUUCGUUCUAGAAAGUGUUAUUGCAAUUUUAGAGUUAAAGAAGUAAUACAUGAAAGAAGAUUA